CCCUGUAGAUCUCUUCCUAUCUGUUUCACGUUUAUUUGUAUCAAUUUAUACUCGACAUUGGGCGCCUCGCGCGCGCUUUUUCCACCCAUCAGUGGCGGCGGCGUCGGCGUUCGUGGAGAGCUGAAAAGCUUAUCUUUUUUCUCUAUUUUUAUUCAUCGACGAAUCCUUUAGAUGGAUUUGAGUAUGACAUAGGGAUCUAAGGAUACUCAUGGCCUCCAAAGGUCCCAGGUCUAAGCUUGACCAUGAAACGCGAGCCAGGCGGCAGAAAGCGCUUGAAGCUCCAAAAGAACCUCGGCGUCCUAAAGCACAUUGGGAUCAUGUUUUGGAGGAGAUGGUUUGGUUGUCAAAGGACUUUGAGUCAGAGAGAAAGUGGAAAUUGGCACAGGCAAAGAAGGUUGCAAUCAGAGCCAGCAAGGGUAUGUUGGAGCAGGCUACAAGAGGAGAGAAGAGAGUGAAGGAAGAAGAGCAUAGGUUGAAAAAAGUUGCACUCAACAUUUCUAAAGACGUGAAGAAAUUUUGGUUGAAAAUAGAGAAGCUGGUUCUUUACAAGCAUCAGCUGGAGCUUGAUGAGAAGAAGAAAAAGGCACUUGAUAAACAACUUGAGUUCCUCCUUGGGCAAACCGAAAGGUACUCAACAAUGCUGGCAGAGAACCUUGUUAGCUCUCCAGGUCAUUGCAAAUUGGACUCGAGUUCACCGCAAGAACGAAUGAGGAUCGAGUACAAAGAAGGUGACUAUGACAGGGGAAGUGCUGAACCGAAUAUUGAAUCUCAAUCAAAUGGACCGGAUAUAGAUGGGGAUUAUGAUAUGGACUCUGAGGAUGAAUCGGAAGAUGAUGAGCAUACUAUUGAGCAGGAUGAGGCUCUCAUAACCAAAGAAGAACGGGAAGAAGAAUUAGCAGCUUUACAAGAUGAAAUAGAUCUUCCUCUGGAGGAGCUUCUUAAACGCUAUGAGGAGAGAGUCAGCAGAAAAGCUAGUCCAGAACAAACUGCUGUUGCUACUGGAGCUAAUGGGCCAGUUGAAAAUGGCAAAGAGAACAAAUUG
Molecule: messenger RNA, 1042 nt
Organism: Coffea arabica (coffee)
Lineage: Eukaryota; Viridiplantae; Streptophyta; Magnoliopsida; Gentianales; Rubiaceae
Source: RefSeq, a predicted model, not a curated record